AUGCACAAAAUUCAAACAUUUAGCAUUACAUGUGUUCAUUGGGCCAGUCCACCUAAAGCAGAAUUGAUUCCUUGGAAACCAACUGAUUCGGUUUGGAGUCGAAUUCACAUUGACUUUGCUGGACCGAAGUUCAAUCAUUACUUUUUGAUUGUUGUGGAUUCACACUCAAAAUGGGUUGAAGUUUUUAAAAUGAAAACAAUUACAUCUGCCUUCACAAUUUCCAAGUUGCGAGAGUUUUUCAGCCGUUUGGGCAUCCCAGACAUAAUUGUAAGUGACAAUGGAACUCAACUCAAGUCUGCUGAGUUUAAUGACUUUACCGCACGUAAUAAUAUUGAACACAUUUUUACGUCACCUGGUCAUGCAGCAACGAAUGGCCAAGCUGAGAAUUUUGUAAAAACAUUCAAAAAGUCAUUCAUUGCUAGUGUAAAUAGUGCAAAUCUGAACAACACUACUCGUGAUUUGGAUACGAUUAUAAAUCGGAUUUUGCUUGAUUAUCGAAAUACUAUUCAUUGCACCACAGGUGAAACACCUGCUAAAUUGUUCUUUGGACGCACUUUGUGCACUCGUUUUAGCAAUUUGCGACCACCCACUGUGCGAGAAGUAAUCGAAAAUAAGCAAGAAAUUCAAAAACGCAAUUUCAAAGGCAAGCGUAACGUAGUUUUUAAGAAAGGUCAAAGUGUAAUGAUUACAAAUUACAAAGAUCCAAACAAUCCAUCAUGGUCACAAGCAACAAUUAAACACAAAAUUGGUCCACGUACGUAUACUUGUGUCUACACGCACAACAAUAAAGGAAUAAAUCGUCAUUUGGAUCAAAUUCGUGAUCAAUCAUUUAGUUUAGACGAUUCAUUGUACUACGAAAUGAAUGAAACAGGUAAUGAAUCACUGGUGUUACCGUCAACAAGCAACGAUUCGAAAGCCAAAGAUCCUGAAUGGAAGCCGGAUGCAUACUCAAAGAAUUCUGAUUCGGCAACUGAUGAAGAAACACCAGACGGUCAAAACAAUCAGGAGGGGAGAAAGUUACGUCCUCGAAAAGAUGGCUAA
Messenger RNA from Sitodiplosis mosellana (orange wheat blossom midge), 1041 nucleotides. RefSeq lists its product as uncharacterized. Gene Ontology annotation, molecular function: nucleic acid binding. NCBI's taxonomy places the organism in Eukaryota, Metazoa, Arthropoda, Insecta, Diptera, Cecidomyiidae. The record is from RefSeq and is a predicted model, not a curated record. The transcript is spliced from 3 exons. Gene Ontology annotation, biological process: DNA integration. Bases 1 to 1041 code for a protein of 346 amino acids.